UAUGGAUCUUUUACAUUUGUAUAAUGACGUAAAAGAUGCAACUCAAGUUGUUCUCGGUAGCUUGGCGAAUUUAAAAGGUGUUUCAGUGACUGAACUGCACAGGCACUAUGGUUUAAUUUUUGAAGACGAUGACUGAGAUUGUUUAUAACUCGGCAGUGAUCGUGUGUGUAAGUUUUGUGAAGCAAAUUUAUUCUUAUGUGCAGGGUAAAACGAAAAAGACGCGAAAAAUUGUUCAACAGAGAUUUGCGCAAAUGAAGAAAAUGAUAAGUUUAAGCGACUCAAGAAUAAAGGAAAAAGAUCGUUUGCCGUCUAGGAAAAAAAAACCUGAAGAUCCACAUCAGAUAAAAGUCCGCGAAGUCCCUCAGGUAUCGUCGGCUUUGUUCUUCCAGUACAACACUCAGUUGGGACCACCCUAUCAUAUUCUUGUUGACACCAAUUUUAUAAAUCAUUCAAUCAAAUUCAAAUUGGACAUAAUCCAGAGUAUGAUGGACUGCUUGUAUGCAAAAUGCAUCCCGUAUGUAACUGAUUGUGUUGUCGGUGAGUUGGAAAAACUUGGCCAGAAGUACAGAAUUGCAUUGAGAAUAAUCAAAGACCCACGAUUUGAACGUAUACAUUGUAUGCACAAGGGUACAUAUGCUGAUGACUGCAUAGUGCAGAGAGUGACACAGCAUAAAUGUUACAUAGUGGCAACGUGUGAUCGGGACCUGAAAAAGAGGAUACGAAAGAUUCCUGGCGUUCCCAUUAUGUAUGUCGCCCAGCACAGGUUUACCAUUGAGAGGAUGCCAGAUGCAUAUGGUGCACCGAAGAGUUAAUAUAGGAAAUACGUUUGUGCCUAUGUUAAUCACUGUGUAAUGUAUAUGUUGGACUCAUGGAAGAGAUUUCGUUGGAAUGAUGGGAGCCUUUCUUCUGUGUUUUAUAUAUGUUAUAUAUGUUCUGCAGUAUAUUUUUGAAAAGUCCAUUUGUGUUCCAAUAAUUUGUGAUAUAAUUGUAACGUGAGCUUAUUAUUUCCCUCAGUAAGAAAAUGUUUUCCAUGUAAAUGUCAGAUUCAAAUUAAUUUAGUAUUCCGUGUUGUGUAUUUUGUGUCAAUUUCACAACACUUGUAUGCUUUUUCUGAUUACUAAGUUAUAAAAAGAAAAGAUCACUAGUGAAAUAAAUAUUCACCAUUAGUAAUUUCUUUGUAAUUAGUGUAUACAUAAAAUAAUGAAGUUGCUCCAUCAUUUGGAUCUCAUGUUAAACUACAGGUCCUUCUGUAACUAAUUGAAAAACUGUGUGAUCUGGUUGGGAACAGGUAAGAGCAUAGCACUUCCAGUAAGGACUCCACCCAGUGGUGGACAAUGAAUCUUCAGGUUUAGAACACCUUUACAUUUUUAGUCUUUACAGUCUAAGGUAUAAUUAAGUAAACAAAAAUAACGACUCCUAUGUCAGUGUGACAUUCCAAAUUGAGAAAUUUGCUUCCGAAUGUCUUGCUCUCUUUCCUUGUGUGUGGGCAAAUUGAGUGUUUCGUACACUAUAGAUACAAACUUGGCUUUGUAAGAAGGGAGUCAAUAUUACUGUCAAUUGUAAUUGUGUCUUGUAUUUAUGCUUUUAAUAUAUUUAUCACCAUAUUCUUUAAAAUUAUUAAAACCUGUAUAUCCUUUGUUCA
Molecule: messenger RNA, 1642 nt
Organism: Schistocerca nitens (vagrant locust)
Lineage: Eukaryota; Metazoa; Arthropoda; Insecta; Orthoptera; Acrididae
Gene: Bka
Product: rRNA-processing protein FCF1 homolog
Exons: 6
Coding region: 129-812 (227 amino acids)
Cellular component (GO): nucleolus; small-subunit processome
Source: RefSeq, a predicted model, not a curated record